GGAUUUGGGCAGGAGGUGGGGAGGGUGGAGGAGGCUGGAGAGCCCCAUCUGAUGCUGAGCUCUCUGGUGGGUGGUGAAAACUCCAAACAAGCCAGCAACCAGAGGGGACCAGUCCCAAACUGGCUCCAGAAAAGCUGGAUUGAGCAAGCUACCUCUGUCAGGAGGUGCCUCAGUUUCCCCAGCAGGGGGAUAAGGAACGUAACACUGAGCUUAAAUCGGAGAAGCAGCUCUGAGACGUCCUUGGUGACUUGGUGAGGCCAUUCCUGUGCCAAAAUUGCACGUGAGGUGGGGGGGGGGACGGACACAUGGCUGCUAGUGCAGGGCAGGACAGGGGAACCCCUGUCCCCCUCGCGCACUAGUGCUCGGUCCCUGAGGUGCCCUGUCCUUUCCCCCCCCAGGCCUUGGGGGGCGGGUACCUCCACUGGGGCCACUUCGAGAUGAUCCGCCUGACCAUCGGCCGCAGCAUGGACCCCAAGACCAUGUUUGCCAUCUGGCGCGUGCCGGCCCCCUCCAAGCCGGUGACGCGGAAGAGCCUGGGACACCGCAUGGGGGGCGGCAAGGGCCCCAUCGACCACUACGUGACUGCGGUGAAGAGCGGGCGCCUGGUGGUGGAGGUAGGCGGGCGCUGCGAGUUUGAGGAGGUGAAGCCCUUCCUCACGCAGGUGGCCAGGAAGCUGCCCUUCCCCGCCGUCCCCAUCAGCCGCGACGGCCUCCAGCAGAUGUGGCAGGAGGAGGAGGAGAAGAGGCUCAACAACCAAAACCCCUGGACCUUCGAGCGCGUCGUCACCGCCAACAUGCUGGGGAUGCGCAAAUACCUCAGCCCCUACGACCUGCAGCUGAAGGGACGCUACUGGGGCAAAUUCUUCCUGAAACAUAGGGUGUAACGAGCAGCUGGGGAGGGGGCCGCCUUAAUUAAAC
Molecule: messenger RNA, 918 nt
Organism: Egretta garzetta (little egret)
Lineage: Eukaryota; Metazoa; Chordata; Aves; Pelecaniformes; Ardeidae
Gene: MRPL16
Product: mitochondrial ribosomal protein L16
Exons: 2
Coding region: 438-884 (148 amino acids)
Biological process (GO): mitochondrial translation
Cellular component (GO): ribosome; mitochondrial large ribosomal subunit
Molecular function (GO): structural constituent of ribosome; rRNA binding
Source: RefSeq, a predicted model, not a curated record